GGUUCCUGAGAACAUGGCAAGAGGGAGGAGGAGGCUGGAUGAAGGGAGCACACAGGGUGGAGAGUUUCUGCUGGGCAGAUGUCCUCCUGCUACUGGGAAGAAGAGGCUGCACUAGCGAUCCAGUGAGUGAUCGAGGCUCCCACUACUGCCUCCAGCUCUCUGCUCUCAGGGGCUUGCCCGAGGCAUGAGGGGACACAGCAUGAAGAAGACUAUCUUCCUCCUUAUAGGGACCAGUCUGCUCCUCUUCUUCAUCACCAUCUGGCUGACCAUAGGAGAGUCCCCACGGUACAGGCCCGCCAAUGCGACAAGCAGGACGGGAUUACAAAAGCCAGAAGUGAAGCUCAUAACAAUGAUACAGAACAACUAUACCGCGGCAAAUACAUUAUUCUGCAGAGAUGUGCAAGAUCGAUUUUUAUCAGUCUCGUUGAGGAAAAGAUACUCGGAAGACUACUAUAUCCAAGCCGUUAAUGAAGUGCAAAAUUGUACAUGGUUAAAACAACCAGAAGAAUAUAAGAAAUUUAGAUUAUAUUUGUCCUCAUGCUGCAACGCAGUUAAUAACUUCAUCGUUUCUCAAAACAAUACUUCGCUGGGAAGCAAUAUCACAUACGAAGUGGAAACACGAAAGAACAUUUUAAUUGCAGAAGACAUUUAUAGAAUGUUCCCUAAGACACAGCCCUUUGCAGGAAUCCCCUUCAAGAGAUGUGCUGUGGUUGGAAAUGGUGGUAUGCUCACAAACAGCAGCUGUGGAGCAGAAAUUGACCAGUCAGAUUUUGUAUUCAGAUGUAACCUCCCGCCUAUUUGGGGUAAUGUUACUGCUGAUGUCGGGAAUAAAACAAAUCUUGUAACAGUUAAUCCAAGCAUUAUAGCUCUGAAAUAUGGAAAACUCAAUGAGAUGAAAACAGCCUUUCUAAAGAACCUCAGCAGCUACGGUUAUUCGUUUCUUCUUUUACCGGCAUUUUCCUACAGCAGCAAUACUGCAAUUUCCUUCGAGGUACAUCGUGUUUUAAAGAAAUACCAAGCUAAACAGCGUGCAAUAUUUUUUCACCCCAACUAUCUUAGAAGCCUGGCGCAGUUUUGGAGAGGUCGAGGGGUGAGAGCGUACCGCCUCUCCACAGGGUUCAUGAUCACCAGUGCAGCCAUAGAACUUUGUGAAGAUGUCAAAUUAUACGGAUUUUGGCCUUUCUCCAAGAACCUGGACGGGAAACCGAUUAGUCAUCAUUAUUAUGACAACCAAUUGCCAAAACCGGGGUUUCAUGCCAUGCCGAAAGAGUUUUAUCAAGUCCUUCAACUACAUUACAAAGGGGUUCUCAAACUUCAAGUUGGUGAGUGUGAAAAGAGGUGAGGAGGACAGGCCACCUAUCUGCAUUUUAAACUUUACUCUCGUCAACUUCAACUUUGCCAGUUCUGUCUCCAUGGAACGUUUGUCUGGGGCAAAUCUGAAAGAAUGAAUUGACCUUUAAUUAAUUUUCCUCUUCAGUACUCUGCUACAUCAUCUUUACAUCAAUGCAGUGGAAAUCAUAUGACUUAAUAACUUAAUUGCUGCUGGAAUUGUUAACUGUUUCAUAGCUGUUCAUAUACGGACACAAAUUUAUACCUACCCUAGCAAGAGGAUAUAUAAAUAUAUAUUUUACAGUGCACUUACGAUGCUUGGGAAUUUGGGUAACUUAUGUUUUGUUAUCGUUUAGAUCUCCUACUGUGCUUUUGUGUGUGACACAAAUGUUCUUUGAAUUGCCAACCAAAAUGUUCAUAUAUUGAUCAUUUUACUGUAUGCCUGUGCUUGUUUUCUUUAUAACGAAGAGAACAAACGUGUAGUUUAUUUAAAUAUAAGAAAACUCAGGAACUUUGAAAUUAGAUUUCACUUAAGUAAUGUUUACAAUUUUUUAUGUUAAAAUGAACUGGACAACUUUGAUCACAUGGUUCAAAUGUUUAAAAUAAUAUCUAAAGGGAAAUGAAAUGUACUAAAAAGGGGUCUUAAAAUACCACGUUAAAAAAAGUACCAUGUAAUUAAUUCUUAAUAAGACAGAUGUAUUACUAUUCUCACGAAAAAAACAAAUGUAACGUUUUCAUGUUUGUAAAGAACUUUGGCCUUGAUUUAGUUUGAUGAGCAUCGGGGAAAAAAAAUCAC
Pelobates fuscus (common spadefoot toad) is the source of this 2125-nucleotide messenger RNA. It is a transcript of the gene ST8SIA6, whose product is annotated as ST8 alpha-N-acetyl-neuraminide alpha-2,8-sialyltransferase 6. Gene Ontology annotation, molecular function: alpha-N-acetylneuraminate alpha-2,8-sialyltransferase activity. Gene Ontology annotation, biological process: N-glycan processing; oligosaccharide metabolic process. Lineage: Eukaryota; Metazoa; Chordata; Amphibia; Anura; Pelobatidae. The record is from RefSeq and is a predicted model, not a curated record. Bases 185 to 1342 code for a protein of 385 amino acids. The transcript has 8 exons.